This is a messenger RNA of Durotheca rogersii, 642 nucleotides long. RefSeq lists its product as uncharacterized. The record is from RefSeq and is a predicted model, not a curated record. NCBI's taxonomy places the organism in Eukaryota, Fungi, Ascomycota, Sordariomycetes, Xylariales, Xylariaceae. The transcript has a single exon. The coding region runs from base 113 to 568 and encodes 151 amino acids.
UCCUAGGAUGACAGUGGCGGUCCGAUCAUGAAGAGGAGGAGGAGGAAAAGAAGAAGAAGAAGAAGAAGAAGAAGAGAAAUAUAGACAAAAGUCCGCCUGUCAGCUCGGAAGGAUGGCCUCGCGGUUGGCGCAGCCCACUAAAAGAAAAUCGAGCAGCCACCGCUUCUUCGUUUUUUUUUUCGUUCUUCCUACUUUCUCCUUCUCGCCCGCCAUCUUGUCUCUCGCUAGCUGGUGUCCGUCCUCCUGUCUCGACGGCUGUUGGAGCAGGCAGAGCUUCAGCUCCCAUGCAGGCGUGCCGCGCGAACGUUCGUGCUCGUGUAGCCCGCAACGCAUGGUGUGCAUGUCGUGUGCUGCGUCGUGUUCGUGUCGUGUCGUGUCAUGCUGCUGUGCUCCGAGGAGAAACCUACAAUCCCAUAAACUUGUUCCUCAUCUCGAGGUCGCGAGGUUUCAUCCAUACACCCCCCCACCCCCCCCCCUUUCCCAUCCGCCCCCAUUCGAUAUGUCUGACGGGCGGCCGGCCGGCCGAGCUGAUUCGAUCCGCGACGGCGUCGACGCAUCAGCAUCAUGAUAUGUGUGCACGCCGUCCAUCCAGCUCGGUAGCCCGCCAUCCGAGUCCGGUCACAGCCUACCGCCUACCGCCCC